AUGAUAGAUCUUCCUAGACUUGAAGACUACGAUGUCUCUCCAAAAUCUGGGUUUAUUCCAGAAGAAUUGCCGCUAUCUAGGUUAACUUCAAAAUAUUUUGCACCUUGGGAAACACUGGCUGAAGUGUUACCAUCUUUAAUAUUGACUAAAAAAAUCAGAGCUCAAGUGGAAAAAUUACCGGUGCUAAGUAUUGAUCAAAUCAAAGGCAAUAAGAGAGAACUUAGAAGGGCUUAUUCGGUUUUAAGUUUCCUAACACAUGCUUAUGUAUGGAACGUUGAUGUCCCAACUGAUACUUUACCAAAAUCAUUAGCUCAGCCAUUACUUGAGGUUUCUAAAAUUUUAGAGCUUCCUCCAUUAGCUACUUACUCAGGUUUAGUAUUAUGGAAUUUCAGACCAAUUCUACCUCUUGAAGAUGGGGAAGAAUGGAGCUUGGAAAACUUGACCACAAUAAACACAUACACAGGAUCUAUUGAUGAAAGUUGGUUCUAUUUGGUCAGCGUAUAUUUUGAAUAUAAAGGUGCAAGCUGUAUAACUGAUGGGCUAGAUGCAAUUAAAGCCGUUAGAGAAAAUGACAAAGCAACAGUUAAAAAGAAUUUACAAAACUUAGCAGAAUCAAUUGAUAGACUAGGAUCCGUUUUGAUGAAGAUGGAAGAAAUGUGUGAUCCUCAUACUUUUUACUAUAGAAUAAGGCCAUAUUUGUCUGGAUGGCAAAACAUGAAAGAUGCAGGUUUACCAAAUGGUUUGAAAUAUGGUGAUGAAACGGAAUACAGAUCUUAUGCUGGUGGUUCGAAUGCACAAUCAUCAUUGAUUCAAACUUUAGAUUUAAUUCUCGGUGUUGAACAUUUCCCAACCGGUGAGAAAAGAGAAACAAAAUCAUCAAAAUCGAUUUCAUCCUUAUCUGGUACAAAUAAUUUCAUGAAUGAAAUGAAAAAAUAUAUGCCAGGACCUCAUCAAAGAUUUUUAGAACAUCUUGGUCAAGUUGCAAAUAUCAGAGAUUAUGUUAUGGAAACUGAUGACUCAGAAUUGACCUUAUCAUAUGAUGCAUGUCUUGCAAUGCUCAAGGCUUUCAGAGAUAAACAUAUUCAAAUUGUAACAAGAUAUAUCAUUUUACAAGCUAAAUUAUACAAAAAGGCUGGUUCAUCAAACACACUUAGAUCUGGGAUUUCCAAAAGUGCUGAAAAAUCAGAACAAAAGGGUACUGGUGGUACUUCACUGAUUCCAUUUUUGAAACAGUGUAGAGAUGAAACUGGUGAUCCUGCAGCUGGUGAUUGGGGUAAGAAAGUAUUAUCUUCAGGCAUGUUGAAUAACAAGUAUAAAGCAGAACCAGUAGCUAAAGACCAAGAUGAGCAUGUUAAUAAAAAACCUAAAUUAGGAUUAGCUGGUAAUUGGAAUGAUGGAGGUGAAGAGACAGGACACUGGUGA
Molecule: messenger RNA, 1422 nt
Organism: Hansenula ciferrii
Lineage: Eukaryota; Fungi; Ascomycota; Saccharomycetes; Phaffomycetales; Wickerhamomycetaceae
Gene: BNA2
Product: dioxygenase BNA2
Exons: 1
Coding region: 1-1422 (473 amino acids)
Biological process (GO): 'de novo' NAD+ biosynthetic process from L-tryptophan
Cellular component (GO): cytoplasm
Molecular function (GO): indoleamine 2,3-dioxygenase activity; metal ion binding; heme binding
Source: RefSeq, a predicted model, not a curated record